UCUUUCUUUCUCUUUUGCAUAACCAUCACCAGCUUGAGGGCAUCCAUCGGAUGAGUUUUAAAAGUUGAGUAUUAAUAAAAGGUUAGUAGACAUUUGUUAGAUAUACGAUACAUAGUUUAUAAUAAUUAUCUUAUAUGUUUUUUUCCCAAACCGGCAUUCUCUUACUUUGCUUUCAAGAUGAGUAAUACAGAGGUAGCAGUGAUUGUUUAUUGGGGUGGUUGUUUACAAGAAACAAAUUAAAGACCUUCAUAUUCUGGGGGCUAUAAACAAUAAUUAGGGUUAACAUCGGCAGCACUUUGAGUGCGUUGCAAGAAACGAUUGAUGCUGCUAUUAACUUCAACUUGAGCCAUAACUAUAUGAACAUCAAGUGUAGAUGGCCUAUAAAUCGUGGUACUAGUACUAUAAUUAAUAUUGAUAGUGAUAGAGCAGCAUCAUUAAUGUUGAGGUUGCAUACCCCAAUAUUAAACGUGAGUGAAGGAGGACUGUGUGUAAUCCCAACCACUACAUACACUAUGGACACUUUCUUCAGCGGUGCGCCACUGAUAAAUAAUGAAGUUGGAAGCUCCAGUGGUCAUCAGCAUUGAAGAUGUAAUGAAGAUCCUAUUACACCUGCAAAUGAGGCUGAUAAUGUUGAGUUUGAAGCCCCUACAAAUGACAACAAUGAUGAUCACAGUGAUGACUAUGAUGACAAUGAUGAUGAUGAUGAUCACAACAAUGAUAACAGUGAUGAUGAAGAUGAAAGCAGUGAUGAUGAUGCAAGUUUACCCACUGAUGUGCAAGAAGGUGUAAUAGCAGAAGAUGCCAUACACGCAACCACCUCAAACAUGGAGCAAGGGGCAAAUGUGGCCUCACAUGAUUACACACAAUUUGAGCCUAUCUCUGGUAUGUCAACAACAGAUGACUGGUACAAUGCAACAGAAAUAGAUGAUGUAGAACCGCAUAUAUCAACCGGAGAUGAAGAGUCAUUAAACUUCAAUGAUUGGGUUGGUCGUAUGUUUAAUUCAAAAGCACAAUUAAUAGGCUUGCUGAGUUGCUGGUCUAUAAUAAAAGCAGUUACAUUUAUUUGUGUAAAGAGCAAUAAAUCCAUGCUCACUGUAAAAUGUGCCAGUUCAUAUUGUGAUUGGCACCUUCAUGCUUCAGUUUCAUCUAGAACAUCUCUAUAGGCUGUGAAAACUUGUCCGAUGCGACAUAGUUGCACCAAUGAAAGAAUCCAAUCUGACAAUCGGCAUUGCACAAGUAAACUGAUAUGUGAAUUAGUGUUAUCAACAUUAAGAGCUAAUUUAAGCCUUAGCAUAGCACAAGUACAAGCAAUGGUGAAAGACAUGUACCAUGUUGAUGUCGGUUAUACAAAGGCUUGGAAAGGGAAGAAUAAGGCUCUCAAACGUAUAUUCGGAUCAUGGGAGCAGUCUUAUGCUGAAUUGCGGAUGUAUUUUACUGCUUUGACCAUCUCCAACCCAGGUACUAUUAUUGACUUUGAUUCUGAAUGGGGUCCUGGAUGGGAGCGUUUGAAAAGGGUAUUUUGGUCUUUUGGGCCAUCUAUAAUUGGUUUCAAUUCUUGUCAUCCCGUUCUCUCAGUAGAUGGGACAUUUUUGCAUGGGAAAUACAAAGGAACUCUAUUAAUGGCUACAGGGGAAGAUGCUGAAGAUCACAUAUUUCCUUAUGCAUUUGCUAUAGAUGAAGGUGAGAAUAGAGAAAGUUGGUUAUGGUUUUUACAUAAUGUAUACAAAACAUUAGAUCCUACUCGUCCUAUAUGCAUUAUCUCUGACAGAUUCAGAGGUAAUGUAAAUGUUGUUCGUGAUGCUUUCCCUCCACAAUACGGCCAUGUUCAUCGGUACUAUUUGCGACAUCUUACUGAUAAUUUUUUACAACUUUGCAAAAGCAAAUCUGAUGCUGAUCUUUUUUGGAGGGCGUCAACAGUUGUUUCGGCACAAAAAUUUGAAGAGUUGAAGAACAUAUUGACCGAAAGAUAUCCAAUGUUUGUUGAUUUCUCCUCAUCUAUUGGGCCAAGAGAAAUGUGGACAAUGGUGCAUGAUAAUGGUAGACGUUGUGGACGCCACAACACUAAUUUAUCAGAAAGUUUUAACUCAGUUCUCAAAGGUGCUCGUGGUUUACCGGUAAGAGCUCUUGUAUCAUCCACUUUCCAUUGUACUAUGAUGUAUUUUUUUAAAAACUGUGAGCGUGGACUUGCUAUGAAUCAAACUUUGACAAAAAAGCAAGAAGCAAGGAUGCAUGAUGGUAUUGAGAAAGGCCGAUAUUUAAGCGUUCGACGCUUUAAUGAUAAUGAAUUUCAAGUUACAAAAUGUGUUAAUGAGGAUACAAUUGAUUAUAAAGUAGUCCUUAAUGGAAUUCAUUCAACAUGCACGUGCAGAUUUAUGGUUGCUCGCCGAUUCCCAUGCAUACAUGUUUUGAAAGUAUGUAAUGCUACAAAUGCAAAUAUUAACCCAUAUGUGUUGUGCCCUCCUUGGUAUAUACUCUAGGCUCUUAUAGACAGACCUAUGCUCCAUGUUUUCAUCCAGUACCGAGUUCACAGUUUUGGCAAUCUGUUCCUGGACCAAAGAUGGUUCCACCUGUAGGACAAUGGACCACCGGUCGACCAAAGAUCAGACGUAGACACAUGCACAUGGAUCGAAACCCUGAUCCCAGCAAACAUAAUUUAUGCUCUUUAUGUAAAUAAGCUGGACAUUAUAGAACUACUUGCCCAACACGGGGUAGAAAUAUGUAAUGUGAUGAAUGUAUUUUGUA
Molecule: messenger RNA, 2742 nt
Organism: Dioscorea cayenensis subsp. rotundata (Guinea yam)
Lineage: Eukaryota; Viridiplantae; Streptophyta; Magnoliopsida; Dioscoreales; Dioscoreaceae
Exons: 2
Coding region: 1182-2477 (431 amino acids)
Molecular function (GO): zinc ion binding
Source: RefSeq, a predicted model, not a curated record